UCUGCCCUUUUCUUUCUUUCUUUCCCGUUGUUUAGUCACAAGUUGGCAGUCCACCCGUGGGAUCAGCAGACGCUUCCGUGCUUCUCGACAUCAUCGUUGUCUUUUUUUUUCUCUUCAAUCCCAUCACACACAACGCGCAGAGUCGAUCGUCACAGUCCACGACACGUUCCUGACCGGAUUGCCAAACAUCGUAAAAACAGCUGAAAGUGGUUAGCAACUAAAAAAGCUACAUCACAAAUAUGAACAAUAAUCUAACCGAAAAAUCUGCAUGUUUGAAUUUUUGAUUUUUCUCUGCAAGAAUAGAAUCAUCUUUUAUUUUUUCUUCUUCUUUGCUCAAUCAAAACACGUACGUAGAUAGAAAAUCCAAUGGCUUAUCAUCGUCGAACAGAAAGUUCUCCGACAUCAGCUGUCGCCGUCUGUAUAGCGCUGGUUGUAGCGCUGAUGUCGAGCGACGUAUGCAAAUCGCAGCCCAUUAAGAAGCCGCCAGUCAUAACUUACGCAGCCGGACCCAAUCAGCUGACCUUGCUGUUUCCCAACAGCGCAUUCCGAUUUGGAUACGAUACGGACAACCAAUUCCGAGCUGAGAGACGCUUCGCUAAUGGCACAGUGGCCGGCUAUUACGGCUACAUGAGGGCCGAUGGCAAUCCGGUGCGAGUCAAAUACGGAGACGUGGACAAUCUUGGUUUUUCAGCUAUCGAAGAAUUGAUUCCAGUCACGUUCCCGCCGACCACGACCGAAGCCAACACGGAGGAAGGCGGAAGUGGCUCGUUACCGACGGAAUUGCCCGCUGGUAGCCCGUCCGGUGAGCCGUUUCUCGUUAGCAACACGGAAGACAAGCUGGAAACGAUUUUGGUGUUACCUAAAUUGCCCGUCGUUGAUGACGAAAAGGAAUCCGUCUCGGUGGAUGCGGCCGAUUUUUUCAGAUCCGGAGGAUUCACGCCAACCGAACAAGAGGAAAAAAACAAUAACGUCAACAGCGCCCGUUUCGUUUUCCCUAAAAUUGACGUGCCCGAUCUUCCGCUAAGUCUUCGCAAAAGUCGAUCGAUUCCGCGACCCAUCCAUCCGUCUGCGGAAACAGUAGCCGAGGAUCGCAGUAGUGUCGUCAUCGAACAACUUCCUGGCGAACCGGCCAUCAUUUACAAAGAGCCCACGCGUUUCAAGCAAACGGCCAGCAUUCGAUACACGCUGAAUUAAUUCUUUGUUUUUUGUUUUUUAAUAUAUUAAAUCUUAAAUAAAUUAGAGAAAUCAACGACAAUGAUCGACUGUAGUGCUGUUGUUGUAAAAAUUGUAUUCCGUUUUUGUUUUUUUUAAAUGAUUUAAUAAUACCAUUGAAUAUUGAAACAACAACUUGUCGGAUACAAAAGUUUUAUAUUCCGUGUCAAAAUAAGAUUGGAAUAAAACAAUACAAAACCAAAAAUCUU
Messenger RNA from Daphnia magna, 1421 nucleotides. RefSeq lists its product as uncharacterized. Gene Ontology annotation, molecular function: structural constituent of chitin-based larval cuticle. NCBI's taxonomy places the organism in Eukaryota, Metazoa, Arthropoda, Branchiopoda, Diplostraca, Daphniidae. The record is from RefSeq and is a predicted model, not a curated record. Gene Ontology annotation, cellular component: chitin-based extracellular matrix. Bases 367 to 1194 code for a protein of 275 amino acids. The transcript is spliced from 4 exons.